Messenger RNA from Malus domestica (apple), 728 nucleotides. RefSeq lists its product as uncharacterized. The record is from RefSeq and is a predicted model, not a curated record. Lineage: Eukaryota; Viridiplantae; Streptophyta; Magnoliopsida; Rosales; Rosaceae.
ACACACAUACAAAGCUUAUAGCUCUUCUCUCUGUAUUAAUCGGCAGCGCAAAACAUUGCAAAACAUAAAAAAAUGGGCCAAACCCUCAAGACAUUGGCUCCUAGAACGGAGGAAAACAAGAUUAAAGAAAUUAGUCCCAUAAUCGAGGAGUUCUAUAACACUCAUUUUGCAGCUGGCACCGAGGAACCAACCACAACUGAAUUCUACAGAGCAAUAUGCGAAGCUGUCGAAGAAAUCAACAAACAGCUCGGUAGCACACAAUUUUGCGUCCCAGAGGAAAGCAAACUCAAGAAAGCAUACGAAGAACACCACCAUGGCAAGGGAAGCUCUCUGAAAAGGGAAGAGUUUCAAAAGAUUUUACAAGAAAUAAUUGUGGGUACAGGAUUUACUGGUGUUGGAGCCAAAGACACACUCAUAUACAUGUUUGGUGUUCCACUCACCGCUUUCCUCAUCAAGCAAAGAAUCAUGCCUCGUGCAAUUCCUAAUGCUUUCUUCAUUCCAGCCAUCACGUCUGCUACUGCCUUCGUGCUCGCUAAACUUAACAAAGUAUAAACCAUCAUAUUGGAUCAUCGAUUGAAAUCUACAUUUGAUUAUUUAAUCAUUGUCAAAUUAUCAAUGAUUUUAUACCUUUCUGUUAAUUAUGUAAUUACUAUUUUGGUUCUCAACUUGUGUUGUAGAUGAUAAUACAUUGGUAUUUGUAUAUUUAUAUAUAUUACAUGAUUAUCAAA